AUGGACGCCCGGAUCGCGGGCAACGCCACGAAGGACGAUGGCUUCGACGUUUCUGACCCGACAGACUGGCUGGGAACGCCUUUGGCAAGCCUGAUGCCUGUCGAACAGUCCCUACGAUGUCAUGUCUGCAAAGACUUUUACAAUUCCCCUAUGGUCACGUCGAGCAGCGCGAGGGCCACGGAGACUACAUCGGCCAUGAUGAAAGAGAUGGGAGUACCAGACGUGGAGGAGAUUGAGGCAGAGGAGUACACACCGGAUGAUGGUCUCGUUGCUUGUCCAAUUUGUUCAUGGAGAAUGAAGCCUGAAAAAGUUGAUAGGCACCUCGAUACCGACUGUCCUGGAGAGCCACGACCACAGCCGAGCGAGUCAAAGCCAAAGAACAUUGGUUUUGGCAAUAUCCGCCAUGCAGUCAAUACCUCGACCAAACCCCAAGAGAGGCUGUCGUCACUGAACUACUCACUGAUGAAGGACGCUGCUUUGAGGAAGAGGCUUUUAGAGAUAGGGAUCUCGAGUUGGGGUUCUAGACAACUACUUGAGAAGAGACACAAGGAAUGGGUUAUGAUAUGGAAUGCCAAUUGUGACUCGGCGCGACCAAAGGCCAAGUCCGAGCUUUUGAGAGACCUUGACACCUGGGAACGGACACAGGGCGGCAGCGCUCCUUCCAAUUCUCAUUCGGCGAACCUGGGUGCCCAGAUAAAAGACAAGGAGUUCGAUGGUGUGGGAUGGUCCGCAAAACACAGCGACUCUUUCAAAGAUUUGAUCGCCAAUGCUCGCAAGACUCGGCGAAAGGCGGAAGAGACUACCCGGGAGUCAUCACAUGAAUCUCGGGGCCAGUCUCUGACCGUCAGCGACAUCAACUCGGAACAGCAGCCUGAUGCCAUGGGCAACAGUCAGAGUCAUGCCGAGGAACAUACAAUACGAAGUUCCGACACAGUCAUGGACCAAAGCAUUACGUCAAGCCAGAUAGCAGCAGACCAGUCGCCUCGAAAAAUACCCGAGGACAGAGUCACAAGACUUCUGUCAGAGGAUCAACCGUUGCCCUCUGAGAUAGAUGCCGUAUCUAGCUCUGGAACUGCUAGGACAAUAGCUCAAUAA
This is a messenger RNA of Diaporthe amygdali, 1095 nucleotides long. RefSeq lists its product as uncharacterized. The record is from RefSeq and is a predicted model, not a curated record. Bases 1 to 1095 code for a protein of 364 amino acids. Gene Ontology annotation, biological process: DNA damage tolerance; protein monoubiquitination. The transcript has 3 exons. Lineage: Eukaryota; Fungi; Ascomycota; Sordariomycetes; Diaporthales; Diaporthaceae. Gene Ontology annotation, cellular component: Rad6-Rad18 complex; nucleus. Gene Ontology annotation, molecular function: ubiquitin protein ligase activity; single-stranded DNA binding.